UAAACUUGACAACACUUGUUUGUCAGGAUUCCGUGACACAGUGGGUGACAAAAUUGAGUUUAAGUAGGCAAUGCUAGGAUUAAUGCCUAUAUAUCCAGAAAAAUCUAUAAAGGAUUUUGCAAAACUUUAUCUUUAAGUGUUCCUUCUGCGCAUCCUUAUUGACACAGAAAAGGCCAAAGACGCAUAUACGUAAUAUAUUGAGCUUUUAAAAUUAACAUUGAACACGUAAAUCAGGUAUACAAUAUUGGUAAUCAUGGACACGCUGUCAACAUCAGCUCAAGACGACAGUUCGGGAGCUAAUCCCAGCGGUGUGAAGAGUGAUGACAGCAGUCCUCGGAAUGAGUCGGGUAGAGGUUCCCCACCACCAAAUUGUGCGAUAUGUCUCGGCACAUGCAGAAACAAGUCAUUCACUGACACCUGUCUUCAUGAAUUCUGUUUCAAAUGUCUACUUACCUGGAGCAAAGUAAAGGCAGUGUGUCCUCUGUGUAAACAAAACUUUAGAUCAAUCAUACACAAUGUCCGCUCAAAUCACCAGUAUGAUGAGUAUACCGUCGAGCAACACCACACAGAGGAAAUUACGGAGAGGAUUGAUAUUGACAAUCUUACAACCACAAGGAGAUUUAGAUACAGGACGACGCUUACCCUACCGCGACGCGAGACCAUUGCUAUCCAGCAACUGCUGAUGCAUUACCCGUUAAUGGCGGACGUGUUCCCCUCCCCGCGCUCCCCCGCCGCUCCCGCCCCCUCGUCCACCGCACCCCCACUACGUAGACGCUCACCAGCCUCAUUCAGGCGCUCAGUAUAUAGAUACAACCUCUGGGCCAGACCGCUACCGGAUUUCACCGGACGUUUCAGAGACUGUUCCCCGGAAUUCUACAGGUACAACGAUUCACAGAUCCACAGACUGGUGCCAUGGCUCAAUAGAGAACUGCAUUAUCUGUUGAACGAGAACGUUGGGCACAUCGCCUACGUGAUCGCCAGGAUAAUAGAACUGCUUCCGGAAUACCACAUCACAUCGUCGGAGUUCAGAGACAGGAUGCGGUCGUAUUUCGGGGACAGGACCAGGCAUUUCCUGCAUGAGUUGUACAACUUCGCUUCGACUCCUUACGACAUGACCGGCUACGAUCGGAACGUGCAGUACACGACCGAUCCCAACAUGUCUACUAUGGUGAAUGAAGUGAUCUCUAGUUCGGAGUCUGAAGGCAGCGGGGACUCGGAUCUCGUGAUGAUAUCCAGUUCUGAGCCGGCCGAGCCUCCACCAGGUCCUUCCAGAGUUCCAGCCCCCGUCUACCCUAACAACUACAUCCCCGAGCCACCACCGAACAACGUCAUCCCCAUCGAGACUAUUUCACAGUCCGACACCGAUGAUGACUCGUCAGAAGUUAUGGUGGUCGGCUACAUCAAGCCUCCUCAAGACCGAACCCCAGAGGUCGUCGACCUGCUCGGAUCGGACAGCGACGUCAUAGUGCAAGAAACCUCAGAGCAACCGCAAAGCAACGAAACUCCAGAGAGAUCAUCUCCGCGCGUGAAACUCACUAUGACCAGCGCGUCGCAUUCCUCGAGGAGGGACAGCUCGGACAGUGACGGCAGUGCGUACACGCCGUCGCCGCCGCCUCACAGCAGCAGGCAAGCCUCUCAAGACAGCGACGCGUCCUCGGAGAAGUGCUCGUCGUCGGACAUGUCGGACGCAGCCCGCAGGUCCUCGCAGCCUUCCCGCACGUCGUCGUCGUCCUCGUCCUCGUCCUCGUCGCCGUCGUCCUUGACCAGCUCCUACUACACGUCAUCCAGCGAAUCGGAGUCCAGCGACGACAACGUCAAGAGGAAAAAGGCGAGGCGAAAACUCACGGCGACGGAGAGGAACAAGAGAAACGCGAAGAAACGCCCGCAGCGGACGAAUCACAAGAACAGGAAGCUGUCGAAUGUACAGGAGAGGAAACAGAGCAAACGGAAAUCGCAGUCCGGUAAAGGAGUGAAGUCGUCCAAGAAACCUAGCGAGGUCGCGCCAGAGGAGACGCAGACGGACUUGAAUCAGCCGGGGACGAGCGGCACUGCGAGGAAUACUAGGAAACGAAAGAUGGAAGUGAAGAGGCGCACCGUGAGCCGCGAGAGUAAAAGACUGAAGAGUGUUGUUAGUGUUAUAAAAGUCGCAGGUGAAUCCAGUUCCCGGUCUAACGUACAGUCCUCACAUUUCAGCGUCGUCAUUCGUAACAACCGCGACUGUUCGGAUUCGGACGACGACAUCCCUCUGAAUCUAACCAUAACCAAGUCAUCGUCAUAGACAACUCCAUUGUAUCGAUGUAAUCCACACUACUAGUUCAUGGAUACAUUCUCUUCGUAGAAUUUGUAGAUUAUUAAUUUAAAAAAAUUGAAUAAAAUAUUCAUGAAUUUUAAGAAUUAAGAUUUAGAAGAUAAAAAAAUGUGAUAAUUUUAUAUUAUUUAUGAUAUAGUUCUUUAAUUUUAUUGAUGCGUCGCAUCUCGAAACAAACACUUAAACGUUAAAAUAUAAUAUAUUAUUAUAAAUAGACAAAAAUAAAAUUGGAAAUCGUUAUUGAAAAUCAAUUCGAAAUUUAAAAAUUAGUGCCUAAUUAUUUUGUCAAGCGCAUACCAUAAAGAAGUCAAAACACUGGACGGUGACUUAUAAAAUUAUUAUAAAACAAUCGAAACAUAAUUCCAAUUUCAAAAACACAGCUGUCUGUAACAUUGAAGUGCUUGAGUGGGAUGCGACCAGUAUUGUAUGCCAUUAUGUAAAUAUGUAAUUACGUUUUUCUCAUUUAGCAUUUCUAUUCUACUCUAUACGUGUCGUUUUCAUUAUGUUAGUACAAUCGACGUUAAGGUGACAUGCGCUUCUAUCUUCUAAAUAUAAUUUGAUAGAGAUCAUACUUUGAAAAAUAUCUUUUAAAAAUGUUUGUAGUACACACGUAUUCGAUCUUUAUAUCGAACAUAAUUUACGUUUCAAUAAAAUAGGUUACUUAUGUACAAAUAUUUUCAAAAUUGUAAAACUUAAUAGUUUAAGAUAUAUUGUUUGAAAUACGGGUAUUUCAAUAGACAUUUGAAUAUUCCUGUGCACGUGAGUCGAAUUACGAUAACGAGUCUUGGAGAUGCUUGAUACUUGAUGAUGAGGCUCAAGUGAACUAGCAAAUGAUUUUUGGUAAUAUGUACAGCGCGAAGGAUAUAUUUUAUUUAAAAUAAUGAAGGUAUCUCGCAAGGGCGAUGCUAAAAUUAAAUGUACUCGAUCAAUUCA
Molecule: messenger RNA, 3241 nt
Organism: Danaus plexippus (monarch butterfly)
Lineage: Eukaryota; Metazoa; Arthropoda; Insecta; Lepidoptera; Nymphalidae
Product: E3 ubiquitin-protein ligase Topors
Exons: 5
Coding region: 254-2278 (674 amino acids)
Biological process (GO): protein polyubiquitination; protein monoubiquitination
Molecular function (GO): metal ion binding; ubiquitin protein ligase activity
Source: RefSeq, a predicted model, not a curated record